Molecule: messenger RNA, 1605 nt
Organism: Pungitius pungitius (ninespine stickleback)
Lineage: Eukaryota; Metazoa; Chordata; Actinopteri; Perciformes; Gasterosteidae
Gene: myog
Product: myogenin
Exons: 3
Coding region: 166-915 (249 amino acids)
Biological process (GO): positive regulation of transcription by RNA polymerase II; muscle organ development; positive regulation of skeletal muscle fiber development
Molecular function (GO): RNA polymerase II cis-regulatory region sequence-specific DNA binding; protein dimerization activity; DNA-binding transcription factor activity, RNA polymerase II-specific
Source: RefSeq, a predicted model, not a curated record
CACGUCUUCCACUCAUCACAAACCUCGGGCCGGGGACCAAGACAGGCACACGCACGUACACUCCGACGCACACGGUGCAGGCGCAGGACCGAAACCCUCGUACAGUAGAGCGGUUCCAGGGGCAGCGGGAAUCUUUGUCCCCUUCAGAGCACAGCUUUGUCCAGGAUGGAGCUUUUCGAGACCAACCCUUACUUCUUCCCUGACCAGCGCUUCUACGAGGGAGGGGACAGCUACUUCCCCUCUCGUCUACCUGGGGGUUACGACCAAUCCACCUACCAGGACAGGAACUCCAUGGUGGGCUUGUGUGGGACUCUGUCUGGGGGCGUUGGAGUUGGGUUGACGGGAACGGAGGACAAAGCCUCUCCGUCCAGCCUGUCACCUCAACCCGAGCCCCACUGCCCGGGUCAGUGCCUCCCAUGGGCCUGUAAGCUGUGCAAAAGAAAGACGGUUACCAUGGACCGCCGGAGAGCAGCCACAAUGAGGGAGAAGAGGCGUCUGAAGAAGGUGAACGAGGCCUUUGAUGCUCUGAAGAGGAGCACCUUGAUGAACCCAAACCAGAGGCUGCCCAAGGUUGAGAUCUUGCGGAGUGCCAUCCAGUACAUUGAAAGGCUGCAGGCCCUGGUGUCCUCCCUCAACCAGCAGGACAAUGAGACGGGACAACAGGGACUGCACUACCGACCCAGCACGGCCCAACCCAGAGUGUCGUCAAGCGAGCCCAGUUCAGGCAGCACCUGCUGCAGUAGCCCAGAGUGGAGCAGCACUCCAGAGCAGUGCACACAGAGCUACAGCAGCGAGGAUCUCCUGAGUGCUGCUGACUCUCCGGACCAGGGCAACAUGCAUGCGCUAACCUCCAUCGUGGAAGGCAUCAGUGCUGCAGGCGGACCCGUGGCCUUUCCUGUGGAUAUUUCCAAAUAGAGCCUCGAAACAUUGGCGUGAAAGACAAAAACUAAAAUGACAAUUGGCAAUGCAGGCUGAUAAUCGGUCCAAUUUAAUAUAUUUUUCAGCUGUAAUGAUCUGAGGUGUCUUAUGCUACAAAUUUUAAUUAGUAUUUGAAUUGUAUCGUAUCUCUGCUGGCCAAACUGAAUUCCUCCAGUUAACAAUGAGGCCUUAUUCCCUUUAUUUCCUGCCUUAUCCUCAGUCACAACAGUCUGUUAGAGCGACAGGAGCUUAGUCUAACACAAGAGAUUCAAGGACUUUACUGCAUGAACCCAACACCUAGAUACUAGAGUGGACUAUUGUUAGACCUCCUUCAGUCUGAUGGUUAAUGAGUAGUGAUGAAGCCUGGUGUCCUCCUUACUUAAUUUCAGUUUUUCCUCUUCUCAAAACCUUUCCCUAAUCCCUUGAUAAUUGUGUGUGUUCAUUUGCGGGGCCAAUAUGUACCAUGGCAGUUUUGACCAAGAUCUGCUUAAUUUAAACUGGUUAUGAAUGCUAGUGAUGUAAAUACGUUCCCUUUUUCUACAGAGUGGUUUUGCCAUUUUAUUUUGUAUUUUUUGCUAACUUAUUUUUGACUUUUAUAACUAAGAUUGUUGUGUAUUUGUAGAUGUUCUGAAAAGUGAUAUUUUCUGUCCAAAUAUUUCAACCAAUAAAACCAAUUUUCCAAUUUUC